Molecule: messenger RNA, 1361 nt
Organism: Saimiri boliviensis boliviensis (Bolivian squirrel monkey)
Lineage: Eukaryota; Metazoa; Chordata; Mammalia; Primates; Cebidae
Source: RefSeq, a predicted model, not a curated record
AUGGGGUGGGCUCUAGCCCUGCUUCUAGCUUUGCUGCCUCCUGCGAGUCAGAUCUCUUCCAACUUAGAAGGGAGAAUGAAGUCAGUCACCGGGACAACGGGGUUAUCUGCUGUAAUCACCUGUGAUCUUCCUGGAGAAAAUACCAGAUACAUCCACUGGUACCUCCACCAGGAGGGGGAGGCCCCACAGCGUCUUCUGUACUAUGAUCUCUACAACUCCAAAAUGGUAUCGGAAUCAGGAAUCAGUCCAGGAAAGUAUGAUACUUAUACAAUCACAAGCAGGAGCUGGAAAUUGAGAGUGGAAAAUCUAAUUGAAAAUGAUUCUGGGGUCUAUUACUGUGCCACCUGGGACUAGAGAGCACCAAAACUCUUUGGUAGUGGAACAACACUUGUCGUCACAGAUGAAUAUAUUGGUGCAGACAUUUCCCCCAAGCCCACUGUUUUUCUUCCUUCAAUUGCUGAAACAAACCUCCACAAGGCUGGAACGUAUCUUUGUCUUCUUGAGAAAUUUUUCCCCGAUGUUAUUAAUAUACAUUGGCAAGAAAAGAAUAGCAGUAUGAUUCUGGAAUCCCAGGAGGGAAACACCAUAAAGACUAAUGACACAUACAUGAAAUUUAGCUGGUUAACGGUGCCAGAGAAGUCACUGCAUAAAGAACACAGAUGUAUCGUCAGACACGAGAAUAAUAAAAAAGGAGUUGAUCAAGAAAUUAUCUUUCCUCCAAUAAAGACAGAUGUCAUCUCAAUGGAUCCCAAAGACAGUUGUUCGAAAGAUACAAAUGAUGCACUGCUGCUGCAGCUCACAAACACCUCUGCAUAUUACACAUACCUCCUCCUGCUCCUCAAGAGUGUGAUCUAUUUUGCCAUCAUCACCUUCUCUCUGCUUAGAGGAACGGCUGCCUGCUGCAAGGGGGAGAGAUCGUAACAGACGGCAGCAUAAGGAGGCCAUCUUUUCUUCAUUGUUUAUUGUCUUUAGAAGCGUCUGCUGAGGAUCUAGCUGGGCUUUUUUCCUGGGUUGGGGCAAUCUCAGUUCUCAUGUGUGUGCUAUUCUAUCAUUAUUGUACAAUGGUUUUCAAACCAGCGGGCACACAGAAAACCUCACUCUGUAAUAACAAUGAGGAAUAGCCAUGGCAGUCUCUAGCAUCACUCUCUCCAUAUUCUCCACAGCUCCUUCAGCCAAGCCAAAUAGCCACAGUGUAGACAGCCUGCGGCUUCCAGCCUCCUUCCUCCCUUAGUGUUCUUUAAUCAGAUAACUGCCUGGAAGCCUUUCAUUUUACACGCCCUGAAGCAGCCUUCUUUCUAGUUGAAUUAUGUAGUGUGUUUAUCAUAACAGGCAAAAUAAAUUUUUUAAAAAUGAAAAGCUGA